UACAGUUUGAUAUUUGUUAUUGCAGUGCUCAGAAAAAUGCAGAACCCGAAGCCCGUAUUUUUGGAAGAUUGGCUAAGAAACUGCCUCCCUCUCUCUCAUCACCCAUUGCCUCAACCCUCUUCAGCCAGAGAUAUUGUUCACGCAUGGUCUCACCUGAGACUUUCUCUCUCUAACAAAGCCUUUCAAAAAGAGCACCUCAAUUCACUUGAAACACUUCAACUUUUUCUCUCCUCUCUGCAUGUCGCCGACCCACAAGCCAAACUCCUCCUUGCCAUUCUCUCUCUACCCAUACCCCAAGAACUGAGACCCCGUGCUUUCCAAAUCAUACUGAGAAUCCUUUCUUUAUGGGUGAGAAAAGCUUCCAAUCCGUCUUUAACUUUGCUGGAGUCCGCUGUUUCAGAGACCCAAAAGCUUCUUGGUGGUGGCCAUGGCGGUCGGAAGGGGCUCAUUCCAGUUGGUAUUCUUCUUCUUGGGGUAAUGGCUUCUAUACCCAAUUUGUCAGAAAGGUCGAAGGUGGGUUGUUUAGAACUUGUGUGCGAACUUUUACAGGGAGAGCAUGAAGAGAUUGGCGAGCAGCAAGGUAUGAUUCCUGAAGUUUUAGCUGGUGUUGGGUAUUCUCUCUCUUCUUUGGAUGAUGGGUUUUUCUUUGAUCGGAUUUUGGGCUUAUUGUUGGGCCUAUGGGUGGUCGAAGAUGGGCCAUGUGUUUCAGUUCCUCAUGGACUCAUGGUUUUGCAUUUGAUCGAAUGGUUGGUCUCUGGUUUUCUUCAAGUUCGUAAAUAUGACAAUAUUGAAUCAAUCUGUAGAAGAAUCGAGACAUCACAGAGAAAAAGUAGUGCUCUGGGUUCUCAAUUUGUCUCAGUCAUGGCUGCUUCCGGUGCUCUUAGGGCCUUCAAUUUGGAUAAAAGUGGAAAUAUUGGAAUAAGAAUUCUACUGGAAGGUGUAAUAGAUUUAGUUGCAGGAGAUUGGGUUUUGAAAACUGAUAUAAUUUCCAACUUGGAUCAGAGCCUAAUUCCUAAAUAUGAUAAAUUUGCAAGCCUUCUACUUCAAUGCAUCUCAAUUGGGGUUUCUCGAAUUGAUCAUGUUUCGUUCCAUCCCCACUUGUUCAUAUGCCUGGCUCUCUCCUUAUUGUUUGAAACCUUCCCUCUUCUCAGUCUAUAUCAGAGGAUAACUGAGAAUUAUAAGGGGGAAUUCGUUGUUUUCAUGCCUGAUCUAGUGAGAGAAACUAUGGCUAGUAUAGUGUUUAGAGAAGCUGGGGCUACUACUAGAGCCUUUUGCAACCAGUAUGUAUUAGCUGGAGAGGAACACAGGUUGAUGGUGGAGAAUUUGAUUUUGGAUUAUUGCCAGAGCGUUUAUUCUUAUCAUAGAAGGAUUGUUUUCAUGUUUAGAGAGAGAAAGGAAAUGCUCGAAGCUUUGGGGAAGAUCGCCCAAGAUGCAUUCUUGAUGAUUGUUGUUUUUCUUUCUACUGCAUCAAAGCAUAAGAUCUCCCCAAGCUUUUCUAAUGAAAUUCAGGCCGAUAUAUCAGUGAAGACCCUUAUGGCCUUUUCUUGUAUGGAGUAUUUUAGGCGAGUUCGGUUGGCUGAGUAUACAGAUACAAUUCGCCGCACUGUGUUGUGCAUUCAGGAAAAUGAAACUGCUCUCACCUCUUUUAUCAAUUCAGUACCACCUUAUGAUGAGUUGACGAAUCAUAGAGGUUGCUUAUGUUUGGAGGGAACAGAUUAUUCUUGGUCUCAAGAUGAUGUGCAGACUGCUCGUGUCUUCUUCUAUUUGAGGGUUCUUUCGACUUGCAUGGGGCACACCCCUGUGUCUGCAUUCAAGAAAUCUGUAGUUCCAACAAUGUUCCUAUACAUGCAACACCCAGCUAACAGAGUGGCUCGGGCUUCACAUUCGCUAUUCGUAGCUUUUAUAUCAACAGAGAAGGAAACUGACCAGGAUCAGAGAACCCAACUGAAGGAGCGAGUUGCUUUCUAUUAUAUGCAAAGAACUUUAGAGGCUUAUCCAGCCAUUACUCCGAUGGAGGGGCUGAGUUCUGGUGUUAUAGCCUUGGUCCGUCACCUACCACCUGGAAAUCCAGCAAUAUUUUAUGGCAUUCAUAGCCUUUUUGAUAAGACAUAUGAACUUUGUAUUGAAUCCACAGUCCAAAGCAACAAUAAUGAGGAGAAUAAGAAAGAAGUAAAAGAGCUUGGGAUGGAAUUAACAGAGUUGAUUCUGCGGCUUAUGUUCUUGGUGGAUAUUCAGGUACUCCCUGAUCUGUUAAAGCGCUUAGCACAGUUUGUCGUUCAACUUGCAGCAGAAAGGCAGAUUAUGGUGCUUAACGAGAUAUAUUCGCAAGUUGCAAGUUCUGAUGAUGUUGUGAGAAAACCCAUAUUAGUUCCAUGGCUACAUUCAGUUACUUAUUUAUGUUCCCCCAAUAAGAAAAUAUCAGGUAUAGGUAAUUCUGCUUCAAAUUCAGGAGGUGAGCUUGGGAAAAUGUCUGUAUGUAAUGUUGGAAAUUCGAGCGAAAACCAGACAGAGUCAAGCUCUUUAAUUCAUGUAUCUAGACUGUGAGGCUCAUUUGCCCUCUUGAAAUUUUCGUUGAUUUGCACUUGCCAUGAUAAUUUUUAUUUUAUUUUAUUUUAAGUUU
Molecule: messenger RNA, 2620 nt
Organism: Amborella trichopoda
Lineage: Eukaryota; Viridiplantae; Streptophyta; Magnoliopsida; Amborellales; Amborellaceae
Product: obscurin-like protein
Source: RefSeq, a predicted model, not a curated record